AUGGGCGGCGGCGACGGGGCCGCAUUUAAGCGGCCGGGGGACGGCGCCCGCCUCCAGCGCGUCCUCGGGCUCGGCUCCCGCCGGGCGCCCAGCUCUCUGCCCUCUGGGGGCCCCGCGCCGCCCCCGCCGGGCCAUGCGAGCGCCGGCCCCGCCGCGAUGAGCUCGCACAUCGCCAAAAGCGAGUCCAAGACGUCGUUGCUGAAGGCGGCGGCGGCGGCGAGCGGGGGCAGCCGGGCUCCCCGCCACGGCCCUCCCCGGGAGCCCGGUCUGCCCGGCCGCCGGCUGCACGGCGCCUAUCCCGGCACACCGCCGCCGCCCGGGGACCCCAGUUCGCGGAGGCCCCUCUGCCGGCCGGCCCCGCGAGAGGAGGGCGUGCGGGGGAACCGGCGCGGGCUCCCCUCGGCGCACAGCAGGCCCCGGGAGGCGCUGCCGGCCGUGGCGCCCCGACCUUCGCCGCCCUCGCCGCUGCCGCCGGCCCGCGGGCGGGACGGGGAGGAACGGGGACUGUCCCCUGCGCUCGGCCUCCGGGGCUCUCUGCAAGCCCCGCGCCGCGGGGAGUCCGCUCCAGCCGCCGUGUCCGAGGCGGACCCGUUCCUCCACCGGCUGCGUCCAAUGCUCAGCUCCGCCUUCGGCCAGGACAGAUCAUUGCGACCAGAGGAGAUUGAAGAGCUCCGAGAGGCCUUCAGAGAAUUUGACAAGGACAAGGAUGGCUACAUCAACUGCCGGGACCUGGGCAACUGCAUGCGCACCAUGGGCUACAUGCCCACUGAGAUGGAGCUCAUUGAGCUGUCCCAGCAGGUCAACAUGAACCUGGGUGGCCAUGUGGAUUUUGAUGACUUUGUGGAGCUUAUGGGACCUAAACUCCUGGCAGAAACAGCAGAUAUGAUCGGAGUAAAGGAACUGCGAGAUGCUUUCCGAGAGUUUGACACUAAUGGUGAUGGGGAGAUAAGCACCAGUGAGUUGCGAGAAGCCAUGAGGAAGCUCCUGGGUCAUCAGGUGGGACACCGAGACAUAGAGGAAAUUAUCCGAGAUGUGGACCUCAAUGGGGAUGGACGAGUGGACUUUGAAGAGUUUGUCAGGAUGAUGUCCCGCUGAGUUGGCGAGGGCGCCUCCGGGACUGCCAAGCUCCGAGAGGUGGGGAGAAGAGGAGCCAGAGCACGCCUCACCCUGCCGCAGCCGCCGAGAGCCCAGGAUGGACUGGCGGAUGGGGCCUGCCUGCAACUGGGGGAGGUGACUACCCCGGACCCCAACCCCUCCGCACUGUGAAAGACUCACAACUCUUGCAACUGGAAAGGGGGCGCCUGCCAAUGAGGAGGCCACAGUGCCAAGCUGGCCGAGGUCAUGCCAGGCGCCAAGUGCCAUGAGCCGCUGAUGGCUGGGUGGGCCAGGGAGCCCACCAGCAGACCCCACACAGCAUGUCUGCCCUGGGGCAAAGCCUCGCUGCCCUUCAUAGCUCGGUGCCCGUCCCAGCUCGCCUCAGCCCUGUUAUCUCA
This is a messenger RNA of Loxodonta africana (African savanna elephant), 1493 nucleotides long. RefSeq names its product calcium binding protein 1 (gene CABP1). Lineage: Eukaryota; Metazoa; Chordata; Mammalia; Proboscidea; Elephantidae. Gene Ontology annotation, molecular function: calcium channel regulator activity; calcium ion binding. The record is from RefSeq and is a predicted model, not a curated record. The transcript is spliced from 6 exons. Gene Ontology annotation, biological process: visual perception; regulation of voltage-gated calcium channel activity. Gene Ontology annotation, cellular component: cytoplasm. Bases 1 to 1095 code for a protein of 364 amino acids.